This is a messenger RNA of Prosopis cineraria, 1723 nucleotides long. RefSeq names its product glutamate dehydrogenase A-like. The record is from RefSeq and is a predicted model, not a curated record. The coding region runs from base 207 to 1460 and encodes 417 amino acids. Gene Ontology annotation, molecular function: L-glutamate dehydrogenase (NAD+) activity. Gene Ontology annotation, biological process: L-glutamate catabolic process. The transcript has 9 exons. Gene Ontology annotation, cellular component: mitochondrion. NCBI's taxonomy places the organism in Eukaryota, Viridiplantae, Streptophyta, Magnoliopsida, Fabales, Fabaceae.
CAACAACCACUUCAUGGCUUUCAUCAGGACUAGUUUCAUUGCCGUUUAGUUUCUUCGUUUCACCUCUUCAAGAUUUUCUUUCUUGUUGAUUAGGCUUCGAUCUUUCUGCAUUUUAUUUUCCAGAAAGUUUGAAGCUACGUAUUCCUUCAUUCUACUUCUUGAAUUCUUGCAAACUGAUACGCGUUCUUCUUCUCUGUUCUCUGAUAAUGUCUGGGAAAUCAAUCAUGAAUGCUCUUGCUGCUACUACUCGUAAUUUCGAAAGAGCGAUUCGCUUGCUUGGAAUAGAUGCAAAGAUGGAGAGAAGCCUGUUGAUCCCUUACAGAGAAGUCAAGGUCGAGUGCACGAUUCCCAAGGAUGAUGGAAGCUUGGUGACAUACAUUGGGUACCGAGUGCAGCACGACAAUGCUCGUGGUCCCAUGAAGGGAGGGAUCAGAUAUCAUAGUGAGGUUAAUAUUGAUGAAGUAAAUGCUCUUGCUCAACUUAUGAGCUGGAAGACUGCUGUGGUAGAUGUUCCAUAUGGCGGUGCCAAGGGUGGAGUUGAUUGCAACCCAAAGGACUUAAGCUUCAGUGAAAUGGAAAGACUAACUCGUAUUUUUACUCAAAAAAUUCAUGACCUUAUUGGAAUCUAUACUGAUGUUCCAGCCCCUGACAUGGGCACUAAUUCUCAGACAAUGGCAUGGAUUCUUGAUGAAUACUCAAAGUUUCAUGGUUAUUCACCUGCUAUUGUUACUGGAAAGCCUAUUCCUCUUGGUGGAUCAGUGGGUCGGGAAUCAGCAACUGGGCUUGGAGUUAUUAUAGCAACUGAGGCAUUGCUUGCAGAACAUGGGAAGUCACUGAAGGAUUUGGCAUUUGUUAUCCAGGGUUUGGGAAAUGUGGGCUCGUGGGCAGCAAAGCUCCUUCAUGAAAGAGGUGGUAAGAUCAUUGCAGUGAGUGAUAUCACCGGUGCUGUUAAGAACCCAAAUGGAAUCGAUAUCCCAAAAUUGCUUGAGCACAAGGAAAAAACUCAGAGUUUGAAGGACUUCCCUGGCGGAGAUGAUUUGGACCCUUCUGAACUGCUUGUUCAUGAAUGUGAUGUUCUAAUUCCAUGCGCUUUGGGUGGAGUUAUAGACAGGGAAAUAGCUAAAGAUGUGAAGGCAAAGUUUAUAAUUGAGGCAGCAAACCAUCCAACUGAUCCUGAAGCUGAUGAGGAACUAGCUCAGAAAGGAGUUGUAGUGCUACCAGACAUAUAUGCUAAUGCUGGAGGCGUGACCGUCAGCUAUUUUGAGUGGGUUCAGAACAUUCAAGGUUUCUCCUGGAGCGAGGAUAGAGUAAAGCGGGAACUACAUCAUUAUAUGACUAAAGCGUUCCAUGACAUAAAGGACAAGUGCAAAUCAUACGAUUGCAAUCUUCGGAUGGGUGCCUUCGCACUUGGAGUGGAACGUGUUUCUCGUGCCACGCUCCUUAGAGGUUGGGAGGCGUAGUUCAUCUGACACUCUUGCAACGAUUAGUCUGUGUACCGAGGGAGAUUCUGUUUUCUUCUUGGAACGCUUACAUAUGAUGUAAUCAUUUUCUAUACAAGUUCUCAUAUGCUCAUUCAAUAUUCUCUCCCCUUUCCUUGAUUUUGUUGGAAUAUAUGGCUUGACUCCGUCGAGUCAUUAUUGUACUGUGAUGCCAAAUUUUUGUGAAUAAUUUUCACUUUCAAGUGAACAACUAAUUGAGUCAUACUUAACUGUUUGAUAUUUCA